AUGAACGUACCAUCGUUGAUACAAAUAGAUCAGAAAUAUCACAUCAUCUCGAAGGCAAGCGAUCCGAUGCGACGUGGGCAUGGUGAUAAUCAUGGCGAAGAAGUCGUCGAUGAAUGUAUUGAACGCCUGGAACAAGAAAGUUCUCGUGUUUGGUGGCGACGAGUUUGUGGAUGCGGUUGGAAAACCCGUUCCAAAGGAUUUUACGCUCGAUUUGAGGACAAACCAAAUACGACGCGAAUCGGAGCGGCCAUCUAA
Opisthorchis viverrini is the source of this 255-nucleotide messenger RNA. RefSeq lists its product as hypothetical. The record is from RefSeq and is a predicted model, not a curated record. The coding region runs from base 1 to 255 and encodes 84 amino acids. Lineage: Eukaryota; Metazoa; Platyhelminthes; Trematoda; Opisthorchiida; Opisthorchiidae. The transcript has 2 exons.